Molecule: messenger RNA, 2655 nt
Organism: Populus euphratica (Euphrates poplar)
Lineage: Eukaryota; Viridiplantae; Streptophyta; Magnoliopsida; Malpighiales; Salicaceae
Product: oligopeptide transporter 3-like
Exons: 6
Coding region: 77-2311 (744 amino acids)
Biological process (GO): transmembrane transport
Molecular function (GO): oligopeptide transmembrane transporter activity
Source: RefSeq, a predicted model, not a curated record
UCCAAAGUAGCAGACUCUUUUUUUCUUACAGGAGAGAAUAUCUUUGAUCUUCUGGUUGUAUCUUUCUAGUUCAAGAAUGGCAACUACAGAGAGUAAGGAUGAGAACCACACAAAUGGUUUAGGGUUAGAUUCAUCAGCAGAAGAACAACAUGAAAGAUGUCCUGUUGAGGAAGUGGCCUUAGUUGUGCCUGAAACUGAUGACCCAACACUUCCUGUCCUGACUUUCCGUGCAUGGUUUCUGGGUUUAACUUCAUGCAUAAUACUUAUCUUUUUGAACACCUUCUUCACUUACCGUACACAGCCACUCACUAUCUCUGCCAUUCUUAUGCAAAUUGCUGUGUUGCCUAUAGGGAAGUUUAUGGCUAAGACUUUGCCCCCUAGAGAUUAUAGGAUUUUGGGGUGGAGUUUUAGUUUGAAUCCAGGGCCUUUUAAUAUGAAAGAACAUGUGAUUAUCACUAUCUUUGCUAAUUGUGGGGUGUCUUUUGGUGGUGGUGAUGCUUACUCUAUUGGUGCCAUUACUGUUAUGAAGGCUUAUUAUAAGCAGAAUCUGAGUUUCCUUUGUGGGCUGUUCAUAGUCUUGACUACUCAGAUUUUGGGAUAUGGAUGGGCCGGGAUGCUAAGGAGAUACUUGGUUUAUCCUGUUGAGAUGUGGUGGCCUUCAAACCUUGCUCAGGUUUCUCUGUUCAGAGCACUUCAUGAAAAGGAUCCGAAAAGUAAAGGCCUGACUAGGAUGCAAUUCUUCCUCAUUGCCAUGACAGCAAGCUUUCUCUAUUAUACAGUCCCUGGUUACUUGUUCCCAAUCAUGACGUUUUUCUCAUGGGUUUGCUGGGUAUGGCCUCAUAGUAUCACGGCUCAACAAGUAGGGUCAGGUUACCACGGCCUUGGUGUCGGUGCCUUUACUCUUGAUUGGGCUGGGAUUUCAGCCUACCAUGGCAGUCCUCUUGUCACUCCUUGGGCUUCCAUUGUCAAUGUUGCGGUUGGAUUUAUCAUGUUCAUCUACAUAAUACUCCCUUUGUGUUAUUGGAAAUAUAACACUUUUGAUGCUAGGAAGUUUCCAAUAUUUUCUAAUCAGCUAUUCACUUCUAGCGGGCAAAAAUAUGAAACUACAAAGAUCUUGACCCCAGAUUUUCAACUUAACAUCCCUGCUUAUGAUAGUUAUAGCAAGCUCUAUCUGAGCCCUCUAUUUGCCCUGUCAAUUGGAUCAGGAUUUGCAAGGUUCACAGCAACCCUCACGCAUGUGGCGCUGUUUAACGGAAGGGAUAUUUGGAGGCAAAGUAGCAGAGCAAUGCAGAAUGUGAAAUUGGAUGUUCAUUCGAAAUUGAUGAAAGCUUACAAAGAAGUUCCUGAUUGGUGGUUUUAUAUUCUCUUAAUAGGAAGUGCUGUCCUCUCGUUGUUAAUGUCUUUUGUUUGGAAAGAAACUGUACAGCUGCGUUGGUGGGGUAUGCUCUUUGCCUUUGCCCUGGCUUGGCUUGUUACCCUUCCUAUUGGUGUUAUUCAAGCAACUACGAAUCAGCAACCUGGGUAUGACAUAAUAGCACAGUUCAUGGUUGGAUAUGUUCUUCCAGGAAAACCAAUUGCAAAUCUGCUUUUCAAGAUUUAUGGACGAAUUAGCACGAUCCAUGCUCUUUCUUUCUUAGCUGACCUUAAGCUUGGACACUACAUGAAAAUUCCGCCACGGUGCAUGUAUGUAGCUCAGCUAGUGGGGACUUUUGUUGCUGGUACAGUCAAUCUCGCAGUCGCGUGGUGGAUGUUGGAGAACAUUGAAAAUAUCUGUGAUACUGAUGUACUUGAUUCUAAUAGUCCAUGGACGUGUCCCAAGUACCGAGUCACUUUUGAUGCUUCUGUAAUCUGGGGCCUCAUUGGACCAAGGAGGCUCUUUGGACCUGAUGGCCUCUACAGGAACUUGGUAUGGCUGUUCCUCAUUGGAGCUUUCUUACCGGUUCCUUUCUGGGUGCUGAGCAAAAUGUUCCCUGAAAAGAAAUGGAUUGCAUUGAUAAAUAUACCAGUAAUAUCUUAUGGUUUUGCCGGAAUGCCACCUGCAACUCCCACCAACAUCGCAAGCUGGCUUGUCACUGGAACUAUAUUCAAUUACUUUGUCUUUCGAUAUCGCAAGCGCUGGUGGCAGAAGUAUAACUAUGUCCUAUCUGCAGCAUUGGAUGCCGGGACAGCUUUCAUGGGUGUUUUAUUGUUCUUCGCUGUGCAGAAUUCAGGCAAGCAAUUGAAAUGGUGGGGUACAGAACUUGAUCACUGUCCUUUGGCUUCAUGUCCAACAGCACCGGGGAUUGUGGUUAAAGGAUGUCCAGUCUUUUAAAUGCUACGCAGCCAUUUAAGAGAUGGAUAAGAAAUUGCGAGCAGUGAUAGGGAACAAUUAAGAAUCCAUUUUUAUUUUCCAUGCGUGUACAUGCUUCUUUCCAUUUAAUUAGAAAGUGCUGGUUAUGAUCUUCCUCUUUAUGCCUCCUCAAUGAACAUUUACUGUUCUCAGCUUACAGCUGUUAGUAGUAAUUUCUCUCAACUUAGCAGUGAAUCCCUACCAAACUCCAACCUUGAUCGUCCUGUAAUGUGAACUAAUGAGAUGUUUUUUACUUUAUAUGUAGCAGAGAAUGCCCUUCACACAAAAUAGGAAAUUUUCCAUAGGGUAAUAAAAUCUUUGCAUUC